GCCAUUGGUCCCUUUUGUAAUUAUCAAUUUGACGCGUUUGACAGCUGGCGUCUGCAUGAAAGUGAGAUUCAAGUCCAAGGUAACCAAAAGUUUUUCUUUCUCGCCGCUUCGCGACUCGUGUUCGCCGCUUCGCGAAAAGAAGAAAAAUCAAGAAAAACCUCAGGGACCAGGGUAUACUUUUUCCAUCUUCCUUGUUGUGAAAACGAGAUGGACAUCAGAACGUUGCUUCAUAAUCUUCGCGAAGAAGUGUCUUGUUCGGUGUGUUCCAGCAUUUUUACUGAUCCAAAACAGCUGCCAUGUCUACAUAGCUUCUGUUUACAGUGCUUAACACAAUGGCGGAGAGCAAGCUAUAAUGGCCGAGGCACAAUCAAAUGUCCGAACUGUCUAGCACUCAGCAAAGUACCGGAGAGCGGCGAUCUGAAGGAUCUUCCGACAAGUUUUUACCUGAACGGUAUGAUCGACGUUUUGACUAUUAAAGAAUGUAACAGCGGCCAGGUGAGAUGCGGCAAUUGCGACGAGAAAAGCUCCGAGAGUUCCUAUUGUUUUCAGUGUUGUGCUUUCUGGUGCGAGGAGUGCGUAAGUGGACACAACAUUAUUCGCAGCAACAAAGAUCACCGCGUUCUCGCGGUGAAAGAGUUUCAGGACAAAGAUUACGAGGACGUCCUUAAGCGACCUGUGUUGUGCACCAAGCAACGACACCAGAAAGAAGAGCUGAAAUACUUUUGCAAGGAUUGUGAAGCAGCCGUUUGUCAAACUUGUGUCACCCUAGAACACACUGGUCACGUUCUGGAGCACAUAGAAGAGGCGGCUGAACGGCAGAAGAUACAGAUGAGAUCUGUGAUUGAGACUCAAAGAAAGAAAUUGCAAGCAAAGACAAACGCAGUUAGUCAACUAAAAGAAGACUGCGCUAAAGUUAUACAGCAAGGUGAAGAAGUGAAGAGAAAUGCUGAAACCUUCGCUAAUAGCAUCAUUUCCGCCAUGGAAGCGAAGAAGCGAAGUAUUUUUGAAGCGGUUGAUAACCAAACGAAGAAAUCACUUGAACGUUUAACAAAGCAAAAGACCGAGAUGGAGUAUGAAGCGAAUGCCACGGAGUCAUCGCUUGAAAAAGCUGAUAAACUUUUAACACGAAGUGUUAACGCUGAAAUUGUUCAACUGAAGAAAACGUUUGCCACAAUCGUCGGCGGAGUCUCUGAAUUUGCUGAAACUGUGUACAGACGUGACCCCGAAGGCCUUCCUGUUUUCGCUUUCGUGGAAAAUCAAAAGAUGCUCGAUUACGUCAACACCGAAGAAUUUGGCUCGUUUCGAAUACUGCAACAAACAAAAGCUAGUCAAUCUGUUGCUGAGGGUCAGGGGCUCAACGAUGCAAUCGUUGGACGUGAAGCACAAUUUGUUUUGACCACAAAAGAUGCAAAGGGGAAACUGUGUUACAAUGAAAGCGACCUCGUGACAGUAGACGUUGUCGACGAAAAAGCAAUGAAGAGCGUGACGGAAGUGUUAGUGAAGAAUUCAAAGGAUGGAUUCUACGAGAUCACCUAUUUUCCCAGAGAUUAUGGCACAUGUAAAGUGGGAGUCAAGAUAAACGGAGAAAGCAUCCGCGGAAGCCCUUUUCCGGUCCAAGUGAAAUCAAUGAAGUUCACACCACUUUUAUCCUUUGGAAAAAAAUGUUCCUCCGUCAGAAUGCUGAAUUCUCCUUGCGGAUUGGCGGUGAAUGACUGUAACGAGAUCGCUGUGACAGAGUUGUCCAACCACAGGGUUCAGCUCUACACCAGCGAUGGUAAUUACUUGAGAUCCUUUGGUCGACAAGGAAGCAAAGAGGGACAAUUUAACAAGCCAACUGGGAUAGCCUUCGACAAAAAUGGACACAUAUUAGUAGCAGAUUCUGGGAACCACAGGAUCCAGAUUUUCAGUGGGCUGGGCGAGUACUUGGACACCUUUGGAAAGCAAGGAAAUCUCAAUCAACAACUCUGCAAUCCUCAUGGUUUAUCCAUAGACAGUGAUGGAAAUAUCAUUGUUGCUGAUUCAGGCAAUAAACUGAUUAAAUUCUUUUCUCCUAAUGGUGAGUUUCUAAUGCAGAUAGGUGAGCAGGGUUCCUUCACCUGCCCUACCCACUGUGUUCAGUAUGGCGAAAAUUUUAUAGUGUCAGAUGGUCAUGAACAUUGCAUUAAAAUGUUCGACGGGAAGGGAAAUUUUAAGUUCGCUUUCGGAAAGCAGGGUGGAGGGGAAGGGGAGUUCAAUAAUCCUCGGUGCUUGUCAAUGAGCAAGUCGGGACACCUAAUGGUGUGUGAUUCUUGGAAUAAUCGAAUACAAAUAUUUGAACUGAAUGGAAAGUUGGUUUAUAAGUUUGGAACAAAAGGGGAGAAUUUAGGAGAAUUUAAGCUACCCUCAGCUAUAGCGGUUCUUAGUAAUGGUCGGAUAGUUGUCUCUGAGAGGUACAAUGAUCGCGUACAGUUAUUCGAUUGAAAUUAUAUUGUUACAGGACCCUAGUCAGCCGCGCCAUUUUCGAAGCCAUCGAAAUGAUUGAUAUUGUAUGUUGAAGCGAAACCUUAUUGCUUUACUGUAAGUUGUGUUCCUGAAAGUAUGUUUAAUUAUCUUUAGUAGUUUCAAAGUG
Orbicella faveolata is the source of this 2608-nucleotide messenger RNA. Its product is annotated as E3 ubiquitin-protein ligase TRIM45-like. Lineage: Eukaryota; Metazoa; Cnidaria; Anthozoa; Scleractinia; Merulinidae. Gene Ontology annotation, molecular function: protein binding; zinc ion binding; ubiquitin protein ligase activity. Gene Ontology annotation, biological process: proteasome-mediated ubiquitin-dependent protein catabolic process; protein polyubiquitination. The record is from RefSeq and is a predicted model, not a curated record.